GCGCCGGAAGGCGUGUACACUGCGUCUCUGCGAGGAAGAGGCACUGAGAGACGAAGCUAAAGCCGCAUUCAAGACAAGAUGGCAGGAUUGCCCCGCAGAAUCAUCAAGGAGACUCAGCGCCUGCUGGCAGAGCCAGUGCCAGGCAUCAAGGCAGAGCCUGAUGAGGGGAACGCUCGCUACUUCCAUGUGGUCAUCGCUGGACCUCAGGACUCCCCGUUUGAGGGAGGGACUUUUAAACUUGAACUCUUUCUUCCUGAAGAAUACCCCAUGGCAGCACCUAAAGUACGCUUCAUGACCAAAAUAUAUCACCCCAACGUAGACAAGCUCGGGAGAAUAUGUCUAGAUAUUUUGAAAGAUAAAUGGUCCCCAGCCCUGCAGAUCCGCACAGUGCUGCUAUCGAUCCAGGCAUUACUAAGCGCUCCCAACCCCGACGAUCCCCUAGCAAACGAUGUUGCAGAGCAGUGGAAGACCAACGAAGCCCAAGCCAUAGAAACAGCCCGGACAUGGACCAGGCUUUACGCCGGGAACAAUAUUGAAGUCUAGAAAGAGGGAGGCAAAAGGAAAAAACAAGUUGGAAGUGUGAACACAACUCCUCGUGGUCUACCAAGGCCUGUUUAUUUACAUUUAAAGGACACAGUCUUAGGGGAAAGUUAUAAUACAACAAUUGUCAAGAAUAUAUUAAAGAAAAUGAAUGACAAUUACCUACAAUUUGUGAUUUAAAGGCACAUCAGCAUAAAACGUGAGGAAAAAAAAUGUAUUUGUCCUAAUUCACUACUGUUAAUUCACAUGGGCAGAGGACUUACAUCUAUCACACAGCUUUCAGUUCCCACUGAUCUGUGAGGUGUUAGAGCACCUCUGCUGGGAAGGCUACGUAGUUUGAAAAAAAAGAAAGGGAAAAAGGCUGUCAUUUGCUUGUCCCGUCAUAUGAACGAUAAGGGUGGGGGGUGAUGGGUAACUUUUUAUGUUUUUCUUUUAACCUCGUUUGUUUGUUUGUUUGUUUUUUCCCUCUUCAUGAUGCUGUUUGUUUUGAGAAGCAGCUGAUUAGUCUGAUUAGACAUACCCUUUCUGGCAAACUACAAACUCCUCCCCUUUUAGAAGACCUAGAAGGAAAAAGAAAAUGCUUUUUUUUUUUUAGAAAAAUACAAGACAUGAUACACAAAUUGUUGAUUAUGGCAAUGGUUAGACUAAAUUAACAUGGAAUAGCUUCCUCCAUCACAUUAACUGUUGUGACUGCUGAGCGUGUAGACUCUUAGUGUAGGUUUUUGCCUGUGCCCCCCACUCACUCCUCUCUUCCCUCACACACACACACACACACACACACACCACACACACACACUUUCCCCUCCCCCCUCCCCCUUCAGGCAAGACUGUACCAUGAGUUUUAGUUUUAACACUUCUGUUAUUGGUGUUAGUAUUUUUAUUUUUUAUCUUUCCUGCCAUUGUUGUACUAAUUGCACUCUCUAAACGUUAUCAUUGGCCUGCUGUUACUCCCUUGUCCAUUGCAGUCCAGUCCAGGUUGGAGAUCCGCUUGCCUUUCUUUUUUUCUUUUUUUUCUUUUUCUUUUUUUUUUUUUUGCUUUUAUUUUUGCUAACCUGAGGCCUGGAGGUGUGCAGAUGAUGAGGCCUUUUUGGGGGUUGGGCUCAGGAGCCCAGGCUGGGGAUGCAGGAUGCAGGUGACCUGUGAAUGCUUUGUCUCCAUUUCCACGAUCGGGCUUUUGGUUUGAGAUGUUCCGAUUCAUUGUAUGUAAAUUCCUUCUUUCUAAAGGGGAGAACGAUUUCCUGCUUUCUGAAUGACAUGAACAGUCCACAUACUUUUGUUCUUUCUGUAAAUAAAAUCUGUUGAUUAAUAAGA
Molecule: messenger RNA, 1851 nt
Organism: Electrophorus electricus (electric eel)
Lineage: Eukaryota; Metazoa; Chordata; Actinopteri; Gymnotiformes; Gymnotidae
Gene: ube2na
Product: ubiquitin-conjugating enzyme E2Na
Source: RefSeq, a predicted model, not a curated record